Spizellomyces punctatus DAOM BR117 is the source of this 1366-nucleotide messenger RNA. RefSeq lists its product as uncharacterized. Gene Ontology annotation, cellular component: ciliary transition zone; cytoskeleton; ciliary basal body. Lineage: Eukaryota; Fungi; Chytridiomycota; Chytridiomycetes; Spizellomycetales; Spizellomycetaceae. The record is from RefSeq and is a predicted model, not a curated record. The transcript has 4 exons. Bases 85 to 1164 code for a protein of 359 amino acids. Gene Ontology annotation, biological process: protein localization to ciliary transition zone; negative regulation of canonical Wnt signaling pathway.
GCGGUAUCAGAGGGAUUCAGAGUUGCCCGGGAGGAGGAAUGGUCGUUUUUGAGAGGGGUUUAUGGAUUGCGGGGUGGCUCUGUGAUGGGGGGCGACAAAGUGUUUUUGGAAAAAGGGGAGGAAGUGACGCUUCCGGUUAUUUAUCAGUCAUUUGAUGCGGGAUGGGAGGAUGCGUCCGUGGAUGAUACGUACUUUUGGGCAUCACCACCCUGCUCAUCCACCCAUCAGCCAUCUCUGGUCAUCACGAGUGACGGGCGCACUGUAUCGAAAUUGGCACUCCAUGCGCAGCUUGUACCUUAUAAAGUCUCCAACCAUGUUCGGUUGUUUGUACCGGAGAAGGAGCAGCUGGUGCAUUCCAUGCGGGUGGAGGUCGGACGACAUGUCAAGUUCGUGGAGGGACGGAAGGUGUAUGUGAGGUGUGCGGUUGCGGAAGUGGUUUGUAGUGUUGAUGAAGAAAAGAACACCAAUGCUUAUAACCUAACAUUCAAAUACCGGCCUCCACCUGCCCCGCAUACCACAUCCCUCCAUUUCCUCUUUUACAGCGACCCCUACCAUACCCUCCUUUUUGACAUCCACCGCGUCACAGUCCACAGUCUUCACCGCCUCGACCUGAGUUGCACUCUCGGGCAAACGGACUCCGCCGCGGUGGUACUAAGAGGGGGGCCCAUGGCGAGGCGAGUUCAUUGUGCGGUUGGUGGAGGGGAUGUGGCAGUUGGGGUUGAGAGGGUUGUGGUGCCAGCUGGGGGAUUAUGUGAGGUGCCGCUGAUUGUUAGACCGAAAAGAGUGGAUGUGGGGAAUGUGGUCUUGAAUGUUGUUGACACGGAUACCCAUGCACUCGUCUCAUCUUGGCUCCUCAUCCCGCACAUCAAAUACCCACCCAUUACUAAAUCGUUUGACAUUACGGUACCCAAGGGUACAUCGCUCAACAAGCGAAUAAGCUACACGAAUCCAUACCCAACUCCCAAAACCUUCCACCUCCACACCCCAACACCCCACCUCCUUACUUUCAAAUCCCCCCAUCUGAUCCUACCCGCGGAAGGAACAGAGUACAUUGGGCUCCGCCUCCUUGCCACCGACGCGCACUCUGGAGACGUAUUGGUGCUUUUGAAUGACGAGGAGGACAGGAUCGAGGAGUGUUUGAGGUUGAGGGUUGUGUAUGUGUGAUAGCGGAGCUGAGGAGGAGGUGCUGUGGCGGUGUGAGUGUGCGUCAGUCAAGGGAACACUUUAGGGAACGUACCAUGGAUAGGUCCAUAGAGUCGCCCGGAUCAAACGAUCGUCUUCUAUGCGGUUUAUACUGUUUUGGGACGGGCGUGAUAACCGAGUGGGGUAUACUCACUCUAAAACACAAAUGGUCAAUAGAGUCUCA